AUGGCCAGUACAGUCGGAAAGACCAUCACUUGCAAGGCCGCAAUUGCCUGGGCAGCAGCAGAACCCCUUUCAGUCGAGAAUGUCGAGGUCGCACCACCAAAAGCUCAUGAAGUCCGCAUCAAGAUCCUCCACACAGGUGUUUGCCAUACUGAUGCCUACACGCUUUCCGGCAAGGAUCCCGAGGGCGCUUUCCCUGUGAUUCUGGGUCACGAAGGUGCCGGUAUUGUUGAGUCUAUUGGUGAAGGUGUUACCAAUGUUAAAGUCGGUGACUACGUGAUCGCUCUCUAUACGCCGGAGUGCGGAGAAUGCAAAUUUUGCCGGUCCGGGAAGACGAACCUGUGCGGUAAGAUCCGGGCCACACAAGGCCGCGGCGUAAUGCCCGAUGGGACAACCCGCUUCAGAGCCCGCGGAAAAGAUCUCCUCCAUUUCAUGGGCUGCUCGACCUUUUCUGAAUACACUGUCGUCGCCGAUAUUUCAGUUGUCGCGGUCACUCCCUCUUGCCCGACGGACCGCUCGUGUCUUCUAGGAUGCGGUAUAACGACCGGUUACGGUGCUGCUACUGUUACGGCCAAUAUUACAGAAGGAGCUAAUGUCGCUGUCUUUGGAGCUGGCUGUGUCGGUCUAUCGAUUGUCCAGGGCGCGGUGAAGCAGAAGGCCGGAAAGAUUAUUGUCGUGGAUAUUAAUGAUGGAAAGGAAGCGUGGGCUUAUAAGUUUGGCGCAACACAUUUCCUCAACCCCGCUCGACUAAGGAAGACCGUUCAGGAUGAGCUUAUUGACAUGACUGACGGUGGAUGCGACUACACAUUCGACUGCACCGGAAAUGUCAGCGUCAUGCGCGCUGCGCUUGAAGCCUGUCACAAGGGCUGGGGUGAGAGCAUCGUCAUUGGCGUUGCUGCUGCUGGUCAAGAAAUCACAACCAGGCCAUUCCAACUAGUUACCGGUCGCGUCUGGAGGGGAUGCGCUUUUGGAGGCGUCAAGGGUCGUUCCCAGCUUCCGGCUCUUGUGGAGGAUUACUUGCGCGGAGACUUGAAAAUCGACGAAUUUAUCACACACCGUGAGAAACUGGCCAACAUCAAUGCCGCUUUCGAACAGAUGAAGCAAGGGGACUGCAUCCGAUGCGUCAAAUCCGCCAUGUCUGUCUCCCUCCACCCCCUCGUUGACAACGGCCUCACCAAAGGCAACGAAAACUUCCCUGGCGGAAACCUCUACUGUCUCUGCCCUCAGAACAAAGUGACCGUCACUCUCAAGAGCAACGUCGCCCACAACCACGCCUGCGGAUGCUCUAAGUGCUGGAAGCCCGCUGGUGCACUCUUCUCCGUCGUCGGUGUGAUCCCCAAGGAGAACCUGGCCGUGACUGCGAACGCAGAAAAGCUCAAGAUCAUCGACGAGGCUGCUGCUAUCCAGCGUUACGCCUGCAAGGAUUGCGGUGCUCAUUUGUUCGGACGCAUUGAAGUUGACCACCCCUUCAAGGGACUGGACUUUGUUCACGUCGAGCUUUCGGACAAGAAGGGAUGGCAGGAGCCACAGUUCGCUGCUUUCGUCUCCUCCAUCAUUGAGCAGGGCUUCAACCCCAGCGGAAUGGAUGCAGUUCGCUCCAAGUUCAAGUCGGUCGGCUUGGAGUCUUACGAUGCCCUGUCCCCGCCUUUGAUGGACCUCAUUGCUACCUACACUGGCAAGAAGAACGGAAAGCUUUCUGCCAACCUGUAA
Messenger RNA from Aspergillus caelatus, 1707 nucleotides. Its product is annotated as chaperonin 10-like protein. NCBI's taxonomy places the organism in Eukaryota, Fungi, Ascomycota, Eurotiomycetes, Eurotiales, Aspergillaceae. Gene Ontology annotation, cellular component: cytosol. Gene Ontology annotation, molecular function: S-(hydroxymethyl)glutathione dehydrogenase [NAD(P)+] activity; S-(hydroxymethyl)glutathione synthase activity; zinc ion binding. Gene Ontology annotation, biological process: formaldehyde catabolic process. Bases 1 to 1707 code for a protein of 568 amino acids. The record is from RefSeq and is a predicted model, not a curated record. The transcript has 8 exons.